UGAGAAACAGAGGGACCCACCCAACAAAUUUGAAAAUCCUUUGUUAUUUCACAAAAAUCAAUGUCAAGGCUCCUUCUUCUUCUCCACAGUCGAACCCUCACUUCCCAUCUCUGCAACUCCACUCUCACUCCCACACUCACACAGACACAGUCUCUCUCUCCCUCUCCUUCCUUUCCCCUCCAGCUCCAAACCUUCUCCUUCCGCUCCUCAUUCUCCUCCAAAACCAAGAACAGCAAACAGCAAGAACAAGAACAAGAAGAAGCAGAUAAAGUAGGAAAUGAAGCGAAGAACAAGAACAAGAAGAUUAAUAAUAGUAGCAGCGAGAGUAGUGUUAGAGAUUCUGACUAUCCAAGCGGUGAGUUUCAGUUGCAAGAGUUUAGCUGGUGGAGGAAGCUCACUGUGAAGCUCAUGAUGCUCACUGCAUUGCCUAGAGAGCGCAUUCCCAACGCCACCUUUUUGACCAUGAAGAUCCGCGGAGAGAUAUUUGAACAGCUAGAGAGCCGUUACUCUUCAGAACUAUCUCUACCUCAAAUUUGUGAGAACAUUAUAAAAGCAGCAUAUGAUCCGCGUAUUUCCGGUAUCUAUCUUCAUAUUGAAACCUUGAGUUGUGGCUGGGCAAAGAUUGACGAAAUCCAAAGGCAUAUAUUGGAUUUCAAAAAAUCAGGGAAAUUCAUUGUGGCAUAUGUCCCUGAAUGUUGUGAGGAAGAAUAUUACCUUGCCUGUGCAUGUGAAGAAAUAUAUGUCCCUCCAAGUGCUUAUUUUUCUCUGUUUGGUUUAACCGUUGAAGCAUCAUUCCUUAGAGGUGUCCUUGACAAUGUAGGAAUUGAGCCAGAAGUGGAAAGGAUUGGCAAAUACAAAAGUGCUGGGGAUCUACUUACAAGCAAAACUAUGUCUGAAGAAAAUUGUGAGAUGCUGACUGCAUUGCUUGAUAACGUCUAUGAGAAUUGGCUGGAUAAAGUUUCUUCUGCAAAAGGAAAGACAAGGGAAGAUCUGGAGAACUUCAUUAAUCAAGGUGUUUACCAAGUAGAAAAGCUAAAAGAAGAGGGCUGGAUAACAAACAUAAGCUAUGAUGAUGAGGUUAUUUCAAUGUUGAGGGAGAGACUGGGAUUACAUAAGGAUGAACAGAUCCCUAUGGUUGAUUACAGCGAAUAUUCUAGAGUUAGAAAAUGGACUCUCGGUUUAUCUGGCGGUGAAGACCAAAUAGCUGUAAUCAGAGCCUCUGGGAGCAUUAGUCGAAUACAAAGUCCAUUUAGUGACUCUAGUUCGGAUAUUAUUGAGGACGAGUUCAUUGAGAAGAUUCGUAGUGUGAGAGAGUCUAAAAGAUAUAAGGCAGCAAUCAUCCGAAUUGACAGCCCUGGAGGUGAUGCUCUUGCUUCUGAUUUAAUGUGGAGGGAAAUCAAACUUUUGGCUGCAUCAAAACCUGUCAUUGCAUCAAUGUCUGAUGUGGCAGCAAGUGGAGGAUACUAUAUGGCAAUGGCAGCAGGGACUAUUGUUGCAGAAAAUCUAACCUUGACCGGUUCCAUUGGAGUUGUAACAGGGAGGUUUAACCUGGGGAAACUAUAUGGAAAGAUUGGUUUCAACAAGGAAAUCAUAUCGAGGGGAAAAUAUGCUGAGCUCCAUGCAGCGGAACAAAGACCUUUAAGAUCAGAUGAAGCAGAACUUUUAGCCAAGUAUGCACAGCAUGCAUAUACGCAAUUUCGAAACAAGGCGGCUUUUUCCAGAUCAAUGCCUGUAGAUAAGAUGGAGGAGGUUGCACAAGGGAGGAUUUGGACUGGUAAAGAUGCAGCUUCAAGAGGCUUGGUUGAUGCUAUUGGUGGACUUUCUCGGGUUGUUGCUAUAGCAAAACUGAAGGCUAAUAUACCUCAAGACAGAUAGGUUACUCUUGUGGAGCUUUCAAGAACACCCCCAACACUAUCAGAGUUAUUAAGUGGCUUUGGGGAUACUCUAGAAGGAGUUGACAGAACACUGAAAGAACUACUGCAAGGGUUGAUAUUCUCUGCUGGAGUUCAAGCCCGGAUGGAUGGAAUAAUGUUUCAGAGAAAGAAACAUACGUCAAUUCCAUUUUUAAGUCGAUAAAAGAUUACUUGAAUUCUCUCUAACCUUUAUUGGUUAUCCAUCGUCUCACUUCUCCAUUUUGAUAAAAACCAUCCUAAUCCCUCUAACCUGUAUUGGUUAUACACAGUCUCGCUGCUGCUUCUCCAAAAUCUAAUUUUAGUUGGACAUUUGUGUUCUAAAGUUUGGCACAAUGGAGCAAUUAGUUUGGGAUAUACUUUGUUUGGAAAACAGCUGAAGGCCAACUGAACCAACUUGAAUUUUUCUCUUCAUUUUUUUACCCUUUUGGUUUGCAUCUAUUUUCUCCAUGCCUUUGUACAUGAAUAAGCAGAAUUAUGUAGUGUACUAGUGUUCUACACAGGCAAUACCAAAAAGAAAGAAAAAUGUUGUGUUGUAAUA
Molecule: messenger RNA, 2451 nt
Organism: Quercus lobata
Lineage: Eukaryota; Viridiplantae; Streptophyta; Magnoliopsida; Fagales; Fagaceae
Product: serine protease SPPA, chloroplastic-like
Exons: 13
Coding region: 61-1875 (604 amino acids)
Cellular component (GO): membrane
Molecular function (GO): peptidase activity
Source: RefSeq, a predicted model, not a curated record